Messenger RNA from Solanum tuberosum (potato), 777 nucleotides. RefSeq lists its product as uncharacterized. The record is from RefSeq and is a predicted model, not a curated record. The transcript is spliced from 6 exons. Lineage: Eukaryota; Viridiplantae; Streptophyta; Magnoliopsida; Solanales; Solanaceae. The coding region runs from base 1 to 777 and encodes 258 amino acids.
AUGUCAGGAAGUGAGGAGAGUCCUAUUUCACUAAAUCCCAUUGUCCAUGAGGUUCCUGCUACACUAAUUCCCAUUGUUCAGGAUGGUCCUGCUACACUAAUUCUCAUUGUCCAGGAGGGUCCUCCUACACUAAGUCUGAUUGAGGGUCCUGCUAUACUAAAUAUCAUUGUCCAGGAGGCUCCUGCUAUACUAAUUCCCAUUGUCCAUGAGGGUUCUGCUUCACUAAAUCCCAUUGAGGGUCCUGCUAUACUAAAUAUCAUUGUCCAGGAGGCUCCUGCUAUACUAAUUCCCAUUGUCCAGGAGAGUCCUAUUUCACUAAAUCCCAUUGUCCAUGAGGAGGGUCCUGCUACACUAAUUCCCAUUGUUCAGGAUGGUCCUGCUACACUAAUUCUCAUUGUCCAAGAGGGUCCUGCUACACUAAAUCCCAUUGGGGGUCCUGCUAUACUAAUUCCCAUUGUCCAUGAGGGUCGUACUAUACUAAAUCCCAUUGUCCAGGAGGGUCCUGCUACACUGAUUACCAUUGUCCAGGAGGGUCCUGCAACACUAAAUCCCAUUGUCCAGGAGGGUCCUGCUACACUAAAUCCCAAUGUCCAUGAGGGUCCUGCUACACUAAAUCACAUUGUCCAGUACGGUCGUGCUACACUAAAUCCCAUUGUCCAUGAGGGUCCUGCUACACUAAUUUCCAUUGUCCAGGAGGGUCCUUCUACACUAAAUCCCAUUGUCCAGGAGGGUCUUGCUACACUAAAUCCCAUUGUCCAGAGGAUCCUGCUACACUAA